AUGAAGAUAUUAUACUUGUUCUUUAUUAUAACUCAAUUGGUUAGCAGCGUUUAUGCUGUUGAUAAAACAGAGCCUGAGUACCCUCAAUCAUUGUUAUCCUUUAAUUCUCCAUUACGCGAAGUAUCACUAAGAUGGGAGUAUGCACAAUUUGGAAAAACAUUUAACAGAAAUACUGGAUUUAUCACAUCAAUUGAACAAGAAAAAUUGUUAUAUUCUAAAAAUGGCUCACAGGUAGAAUAUAAUAAAUUGAAAGAAAAGUUAAACAGUGGAAUAUUGCCUGAAUUUUUGCCCACAUCAAAAAUUGUACCAUUCAUAUUAAAAGCUGAUGGUACUCGUUUAAUAGAAACCGUUAAGGAAGUCCCAGAAAUAAAUACUAUUGAAGAAUUAAGAGACUUUUUGUUAAAGAAUAAUAUUGAUCGUUCAAACUAUAAAACAAUCUCAAAUGGAUUUAAUUUAGAUUUUCUUAAAAAUAAAAACCAGUUCAAAAAAAAUAUGUUUAACUAUGAAUGUAUUCAUUAUAACACAAGUACAGUUAAUGAAAAAUUAUUUGGAAAUUAUAUUAAUAGUAUAAAUACAAAUACAAAUUUAAAUGUUAAUGAAUGUAAUUAUGAAUGGAUAAAAUCAUGUAAAGAUGCUUAUGAAUUGGUUAAAAUAGUAAACCACAUUGGUACAUUAUCUAAGGAAGAAUCGGAAUCGAUACGAUUAAGGGCUAUAGAGAUUAUUUCUACUGAUAUGAAACAAAAUUCAAUACUUUUAAUAACAUUGACACAAUUUGGAAUUGAUGCAAAACCAUUUGUAGAAAAGUUGAGUGAUAUUGAAAUAACAAACAAUGAACACAUAGUACUAAGAGCAUUAUCAGAGUCAAAACUAAAACCAGAAGAAUAUUGUAAUAAGUUGAAGGAGAAGCUAAACAUAAUUUAUUAUAAUUAUUUUAAACUAUUUAAUGAUAAUAAUUCUAUUGUGGAUGUUAAUGGAGAUAAAUUUGGUGCUGAUCAUAAAGUAAAAUUUAUGGAAAAAUACAACUACAUAUGUUCAUAUUGUAAGUUCAUUUCAAAAAAUGUAUUAAACAACAUUGGCCACAUUAAUGUAGUUGAAUCAUAUAUCAACAGGUUUAAAGAUAAUGAAGGCAAUGAGUUAAAUUACUAUACGGUGCAACAAUUGGUGGAUAUUUGUUACCAUUUAGCACUAGUAAAUAGCGAUACUUGUAAGAUAUUGAUUGAUAAAUUACAUAAAAUGAACUUUUAUAAAAAGGUUCACUAUUCUGAAUUGAUACAAAUGUUUACAAAGGUAGCUCAUUUUGAUGAAAAAAACAGGUUUGAAAAUGUUGAGAGGCUAUUAUUGGAGAAUUACAAAAAUGAGUCAUUUACACUUGGAAUAGAUGACUGUGUUAACAUAUUGAUAGCAAUUGGAAGAUCUAGGAAGUGUGGAGUAAUUCUGAUUGACAGAGUUGUUGAUGAUAUAAAGAACUAUACAAAUGAGUUGGAAUUGUACCACAUUAGUAAAAUCCUCAUAAACCUAUCCAAGGUAAACUACAACAACAGAGGAUUUAUAAGACAAAUGGUUAACAUGAUUUUAACUUUCGUUGAUGAAGAUAGUAUAGUGGACCCAUUCACAAUUUCUAACACACUUAAAAGUUUAGGACGGUUUAACUACUACAACGAAAAGCUUAUUAAGAUAUUACUUACCAUUAUGGAGAAGGAGGAAGUACUAGCAGAGUUUAAACUACACGACAUUGUAACAAUAUUCUCAUCUAUUUGUAAAAUUGUAUCAUCGAAUUUUGUAAACAACUCAAAGAUAAAUAUAAAUAGAUACUUGAGGAUACUAGCCAAUAAAAUAUGCACUAGCGAUAUAAACACAGAAACAUCAAUAAAAUUAAUUAAUGCUAGUGGUAGAAUACUAUACAAUAACGAAAGGUUUCUAAACACAAUUAUUGAAUCAAUUAACCUAAAUGAAAAAUUAAAAAUCAAUUGCGAUAAGUUAAGUUUAUUCUACCCAGAGCUGUCUAGGAGAAUAGAGGAAUUAGAAAGAAGAUUAAGACCAGUGUCUGAUGAAGCUGUACAAUCAUGUGACAAAUCAGAAGAAAAUUCCAUAUCAGUUUAUGUGAGAAGGAAUAUAAUGUACAGGGACUUGAAACUCCCGAGCGUUCGAAAAAGAAAAUGGACCUACUAG
This is a messenger RNA of Theileria orientalis strain Shintoku, 2169 nucleotides long. RefSeq lists its product as hypothetical. The transcript has 5 exons. The record is from RefSeq and is a predicted model, not a curated record. NCBI's taxonomy places the organism in Eukaryota, Apicomplexa, Aconoidasida, Piroplasmida, Theileriidae. Bases 1 to 2169 code for a protein of 722 amino acids.